UCCUUCUCUCUCCUAUCUCCUGAUCUGUUUUCCGCCUCCUCUUUUUUCUCCUCCCUCUGUCGCUGCUGUGGGUCUGCUUGUGAAAAUGGCGCCUGCGGUCCCGGAAAACCUAACUAGAGAUCAGUACGUGUAUCUGGCCAAGCUUGCCGAGCAGGCCGAGAGGUACGAGGAGAUGGUUCAAUUCAUGCAGAAGCUCGUUCUUGGCUCUACUCCAGCCUCCGAGCUCACCGUUGAAGAGAGGAAUCUCCUUUCCGUAGCUUACAAAAAUGUCAUCGGCUCACUCCGUGCGGCCUGGCGGAUUGUCUCCUCCAUUGAGCAGAAGGAGGAGGGUCGCAAAAACGAUGAGCACGUUGUUUUAGUGAAGGACUACAGAUCCAGGGUCGAAUCCGAGCUGACGGAAGUCUGUGCUAGUAUUUUGAAGCUGUUGGAUUCGAAUCUAAUUCCGUCUACUUCAUCCAGCGAGUCGAAGGUCUUUUACUUAAAAAUGAAAGGGGAUUAUCAUAGGUAUUUGGCCGAGUUUAAGAUUGGAGAUGAACGGAAGGCUGCUGCUGAGGAUACUAUGGUGUCUUACAAGGCUGCUCAGGACAUUGCUUUUGCAGAUCUCCCUCCUACUCACCCGAUAAGAUUGGGCCUUGCACUCAACUUCUCCGUAUUCUACUACGAAAUUCUCAAUCAGUCUGACAAGGCAUGUGGUAUGGCCAAACAGGCGUUUGAGGAAGCAAUUGCUGAGCUGGAUACCUUGGGAGAAGAAUCCUACAAAGACAGCACACUUAUUAUGCAACUUUUAAGGGACAACCUCACUCUUUGGACUUCAGAUGUUCAGGACCAACUAGACGAGCCCUGACUGUUCUAUACAUCACCUGGAGGUGGGCUUUGAAUGUCAUUUCUUUAUGCUAAUUAAGAAUGUAGAAUGUUGGUGGAUUAAAAAUGGUUGGCAAUCUGUGACAUAAUGUUCUAUAUAUAGACCAGUGUAUUUUCUUUGGUUUCCAUCUUUGAUUUGGAAAGGAUAGUACUGUGUAUAAUUAAUGGGAAAACCAACUUAUUACA
Molecule: messenger RNA, 1047 nt
Organism: Neltuma alba
Lineage: Eukaryota; Viridiplantae; Streptophyta; Magnoliopsida; Fabales; Fabaceae
Product: 14-3-3-like protein B
Exons: 4
Coding region: 86-844 (252 amino acids)
Source: RefSeq, a predicted model, not a curated record